This is a messenger RNA of Mercenaria mercenaria, 7249 nucleotides long. RefSeq names its product xylosyl- and glucuronyltransferase LARGE2s-like. NCBI's taxonomy places the organism in Eukaryota, Metazoa, Mollusca, Bivalvia, Venerida, Veneridae. The transcript is spliced from 18 exons. The record is from RefSeq and is a predicted model, not a curated record. Gene Ontology annotation, biological process: protein O-linked glycosylation via mannose. Gene Ontology annotation, molecular function: xylosyltransferase activity; glucuronosyltransferase activity. The coding region runs from base 255 to 2423 and encodes 722 amino acids.
AUACUACGGAAUAUGACUCCUUAUGGUUAAGAGUAUUCAGCUGUAAAAAUAUUUGAUUUCGCAAAAAUACAAUGAACACUAGAAUAAAUGAUUAUAUUUUCUCGUGGAAACAGUCUAAUUUUCUUAAAUGAAUAUUACUGGCCAUGUAUACUUUAUCAAUAUGCCCUGUAGUAUUUGUGAUGAAUUAAUUGUAUAUGUAACAGUUUCGGAUAAAGCAAUUUCGGAGUUAAUUAGAUAACUGGUGAAAAAGAAAAAUGAUUCGGUUGAAGAGGAAUAUACUGAUGUUUCUGGUUGUAUUUGGAGCUUUCCCAGUUCUUGCACUUGUAUACCUAGCCUUCAACACUGACGGUGCAGUAAGUGAGUUUAGCUCAGAAGAGGGUUUGGGAAGACUGGAAGCAAAACUUGCAAGUAAAAUUAGAGAGCUGGAAAAACAGAACCAAUAUCUGCAGAAAAAACUGAGCAAAUCUAGAAACCAGUAUUUAAACAUGCAGAUGGUAGUUGGUUUACAGAAUGAAUCUGCAUCAAGAUCAAAUAGAAGUAGACUUGACUGCUUUAAUCAGCAACCAGAUAUACCAAAGUGUGAGGUGAUUCAUGUAGCGACUGUGUGUGCAGGCCACAAUGCAACAAGAGAUGUGGUUACACUGAUGAAGAGUGUUCUGUUCUACCGUAAAAACCCGCUGCAUUUCCACUUCAUCGCAGAUCUCGCUGCACAAGAUAUCUUAGAUAAACUGUUUAAAACAUGGCGCCUGAACGAGAUGGAGUGGAGUUUUUACCCAGCAGAUAGUGUUACACAAGAUAUAGAAUGGAUUCCUAAUAAACACUACUCAGGGAUAUAUGGCCUGAUGAAGUUGGUGCUGCCAAAAAUACUCCCAGAAUAUUUACAGAAGGUUAUAGUGCUGGACACUGAUAUUACAUUUGCCUCAGAUAUUGCUGAAUUAUGGAAACUGUUUGCAGUAUUAGCUAAUGCGGCUCUAGGACUUGUUGAGAAUCAGAGUGAUUGGUACCUGGGUAAAAUCUGGAAGAAUCACCAGCCAUGGCCUGCACUGGGUCGAGGGUUUAAUACAGGAGUUAUGUUAAUGAACUUGAAGAUGUUACGUGACCUCGACUGGAUGACCUUGUGGAGACAGGUAGCGGAGAAAGAACUAAUGACAAUGUUAGCUACAUCUCUUGCUGACCAGGACAUUAUAAACUCAGUAUUAAAACAGAACGCUCAACUUGUGAAAACCUUACCAUGCCAGUGGAAUGUUCAGUUAAGUGAUAACACAAGGAGUGAGCAUUGCUAUUCUGAGGUCACAGAUUUAAAGAUAAUUCACUGGAAUUCGCCAAAGAAGUUGAAAGUCAAAAACAAACAUAUAGAAUAUUUUCGUAAUUUAUACCUCACUUUCCUGGAAUAUGACGGAAACUUGCUGAGAAGGGAACUGUUUGGUUGUGGAAUGACAAAUGCAAUGGAUCCUGUGCAGGAACAGAUCAAUAAAAUUCAUGAAGAUGACGAGUGUUAUGAUUUCCGGCGAGAAAGAAUAAUUGAACACAGAACACAUCUAUAUUACCUAGAUUAUAGGUAUAAACCAGUGGACUGGGACGUUACUUUAGUUGCUCAACUUAGCAUGGACAGGUUACAGAUGUUGGAGACAAUAUGUAAACACUGGGAGGGACCAAUCAGUUUAGCCUUGUAUAUGUCUGAUGCAGAGGCCCAGCAGUUCUUACGCUAUGCACAGGGGUCAGAAACAUUGAUGAAUAGGAAAAACAUAGGAUAUCAUGUUGUAUAUAAAGAUGGGCAAUACUAUCCUGUGAACUAUCUACGUAAUGUGGCCCUGGAAAAUGCACAGACAGAAUUCAUGUUUUUGUCAGAUAUAGACUUCCUACCCAUGUAUGGUCUAUAUGAGUAUCUGAAGAAGGCAGUAAAUAUGAUGGAUAUGAGAAGUCAGAAAAAAGCCCUUGUAGUACCAGCCUUUGAAACCCAGAGAUACAGAUUUUCUUUUCCAACUACUAAAGCAGAACUACUGUCACUGUUAGAUUCAGGAGAGCUGUACACAUUCAGAUACCAUGUUUGGGCAAAAGGUCAUGCGGCGACUAAUUAUGAGAAGUGGAGAAAUGCCACAGAACCUUAUACUGUAAAAUGGGAACAAGAUUUUGAACCGUAUGUAGCUGUAAGCAAGAAUAUACCUCAGUUUGAUCAACGCUUUGUAGGCUUUGGCUGGAACAAAGUCUCACACAUCAUGCAGCUAGAUGCUGAAAGGUAUGAAUAUGUAGUAUUACCAAAUGCUUUCAUGAUACAUAUGCCACAUGCUCCUAGCUUUGAUAUAGCAAAGUUCAGGUCUAGCUCAUUAUAUAGAAGGUGCUUAAAGACAUUGAAAGCAGAAUUCCAAAGAGAUCUUUCACAGAAAUAUGGAAUUAAAGCAUUGAAGUAUUUAUCAGUUGAUUAAGUAAAAUCCAAGUUUGUUUGAUUAAAGUGAACUUUUUUUGACCAUCCUAUACAAAUUAUAACUCAAGUUCUAUUGAGAUUAUCAAUGAAUUCAUUAGAAUUUCAGGUUCCAUCAAAGAUCAUAAUGAUAAACAUGUAUUGAUCGCAAGCAUUUCAUACAUCAGCAAAAUUUUAGUUUAUAGCUCAGACGUCUUAAAGGGAGGUCCCAUCAUUUUAUAUUAUCAUUCUUUUAAUAUGCUUGUUAUAGCUUUCAUGGCAUAAUUUUAUACAUAAAAGUCAUGCUGUUCUUUAUGUUAUGCAUUUUUUAGCUCACAAAGUGACAAGGUGAGCUUUUGUGAUCACGCAGCGUCCGUUGUCCGUGCGUGGUGCGUAAUCUUUUGCUUGUGACCACUCUAGAGGUCACAUUUUUCAUGUGAUCUUUAUAAAAGUUGGUCAGAAUGUUCAUCUUGAUGAUAUCUAGAUCAAGUUCGAAACUGGGUCACAUGCGGUCCAAAACUAGGUCAGUAGAUCUACAAAUAGAUAAACCUUGUGACCUCUCUAGAGGCUAUACUUUUCAAUGGAUCUUCAUGAAAAUUGGUCAGAAUGUUCAUCUUGAUGAUAUCUAGGUCAAGUUCGAAACUGGGUCACGUGCCAUCCAAAACUAGGUCAGUAGGUCAAAUAAUAAAAAAACCUUGUGACCUCUCUAGAGGCCAUAUUUUUCAUGGGAUCUGUAUGAAAAUUAAUCUGAAUGUACAUCUUGAUGAUAUCUAGGUGAAGUUUGAAACUGGGUCAACUGCGGUCAAAAACUAGGUCAGUAGGUCUAAAAAUAGAAAAACCUUGUGACCUCUCUAGAGGCCAUACUUUUGAAUGGAUCUUCAUGAAAAUUGGUGAGAAUGUUCACCUUGAUGAUAUCUAGGUCAAAUUUAAAACUGGGUCACGUGCCAUCAAAAACUAGGUCAGUAGGUCAAAUAAUAAAAAAAACCUUGUGACCUCUCUAGAGACCAUAUUUUUCAUGGGAUCUGUAUGAAAGUUGGUCUGAAUGUUCAUCUUGAUGAUACCUAGGUCAGUUUCGAAACUGGGUCAACUGCGGUCAAAAACUAGGUCAGUAGGUCUAAAAAUAGAAAAACCUUUUUACCUCUCUAGAGGCCAUAUUUUUCAUGGAUCUUCAUGAAAAUUGGUCUGAAUGUUCACCUUGAUGAUAUCUAGGUAAAUUUCGAAACUGGGUCACGUGCGGUCAAAAACUAGGUCAGUAGGUAUAAAAUUAGAAAAACCUUGUGACCUCUCUAGAGGCCAUAUUUUUCAUGAGAUCUUCAUGAAAAUUGGUGAGAAUGUUCACCUUGAUGAUAUCUAGGUCAAGUUCAAAACUGGGUCCCAUGCCUUCAAAAACUAGGUUCUUAGGUCAAAUAAUAGAAAAACCUUGUGACCUCUCUAGAUGCCAUACUUUUCAGUGGAUCUUCAUGAAAAUUGGUCAGAAUUUUUAUCUUGAUGAUAUCUAGGUCAAGUUCAAAACUGGGUCACAUGAGCUCAAAAACUAGGUCACUAUGUCAAAUAAUAGAAAAAACGACGUCAUACUCAGUUCAAAACUGGGUCAUGUGGGGACAGGUGAGCGAUUCAGGACCAUCAUGGUCCUCUUGUUUACAUAGAGAGAUCUUUGUUUAUGUGUUCAUUUGUUCAGAUGGAAUUUGUUAGUGGAUCUCAGUAUUACAAUGAUUUUAAUAGUGUAUUUUGUAUAUAAUUAGAAUUAUAAACGAGACUAUGCAAAGUAUAUGGAGAGUUAUCCUACUUGACCUUGCUUCUUGGACUGCAUCCAGAUGCCUGGAUAUGGUUUUGAUGUACUUUCACUUUAUCUUUGUUAUUACUUGAUUGAUUUGAUUCAAGCUUAUGAUAGUUGUUCCACAUCUUCACUCACAUAAUAUGACACAAGUUCCAUAACUCUGGUUCCAGUAUUUUAUGAUUAUGCCCCAGUUUACUUGAAGUUUUGAUGAAUUUUCCAGUCUACCAUCUUUAUUUAUGGAUAUGAUUCAGAGAUAAAACAUUUGUUCCACAUCUUCACCCUAACCAUAUGAGAUAAGGGCCAUUUCCCUUGCAAAAUCCCUGUCAAAUAGCACUUUUUAUUUACCACGGUAAUCUGUUCUGUGAUAGCUUUAGUUUCUGAGUGUUGCCCUUAUUGAAAUAGUCGAAUGCACUGUCUUCUUUGACAGCUCUUCUUUAGUAUGUGGAUUAAUUUAAUAUUAGAAAAUAUUAGAAUUAAGUUGCACAUGUUCUAGUUUUCAAGGAAUUUUUUGUUUUUAAAAAAAGAUAACCUUUUGUAUAUACAUAUACAUGUAGAAAGAGACCGAUACAUUGUCUUCCCAUUUCAUGUCUUUACAAAUUGUAGAUUAUCACCAACUCUUACCAGUUUUAACUGUGCAAUGUCAUGCACACAAGGCAAUGUCACACACAAAAUCAUGACGUUACAGUGUUAUAUUGAAAUAUUCUUGAGUUUUUUUUUUUUUAUUUAUUUUACAUUUAAUACCAUGGAGUGUAUAUCUUUAUAUAUAUUAGAUAAUUUGUUGACCAUCUAAUGAAAAUAAGUUUAGCAGUAACACAGUGCAGUAAAAUGAAAGCAAACUUAAUUCAUUAGCAGUUCAAUAAGUGAUUUUUUAACAUAUAUAUAGUUUAACAUGUAAAACUGUUGGUAACCAUUUAUAGCUGCCAUGUUUGCCCACAAAAUGAUCUACUUUAUGAAUUUGCUUUAUUGGUACUUUGUAACCUGGCAAAAUAAACCUAUGAACGAGUCAACAAUUUUGAAAAUCUCUGGUUGCUGAUUGGCUGUUUAGGGUAGUUAAAUUGUAAGUGUUUUUGUAGUUAUUUGUAUACUUCUGUUUCUUUACUGAUAUAUAUUUUGAUAAUUUCAGAUAUCUAUAAUUUUUAUGCUUUGCGUUCUACCCAAGUACAUGAAAAUUGUAAAAUGAAAAUCCUACUGUUUGAAACAUGUAACUCACUGUUAUCUUUCAAUAAACAACUGACAAACAUAAAAUAAAAUGAUGGUUGUCAUCAGAUAUAAAGAUCUGUAUAUAAUAUUCUUUUACAUUUUAGUAUGUUAACACUUGAAUUUUUAAGGUUCAUAUGAAAAUAUUUACAUGUAUUUUAGAUUUUUGAACAGUUGGAUAACUUUACACAUCAGUGCUAAAGUUUCAUUGGGCAUUGUUACAUGUAUAUACAUAUAGUAUUAAAUUCAGUUUGCUCCUUUAGCACACUUGUACCACUUGUAACUUCAUGCCAAAUGUAUAUUCAUCUAAACUUGAUGUAUUUGAAAAUGGGUUAAAGAUUUCAACAUGAGGAUGUGUAUGUUCUGAUAUUACUGUAUGUAAGAUGAUACAAAAGUAAUGACAAUUUCCAUUUAUUUAUCACCGAGCUUCCAGUACUUAUUGUAACACAUUUUGUCCUUUGUUCAAUAAAAAAAGCUCAUUACCUUUGGUUUAAAAAGAUAUUUUGAAUAUUGUGAAUUCAUCAAUAUUUAUGGGAACAAAUUUUUGUGGUUAAGUAAAUAAAUUUAAGUUAAUCCCAAUGAAAAAGUAAAACUCUCCAGUUCAUUAUAUGUUGAGAAGUCGAAAUUAUCGAAUUCAUAUCCCCACGAAAUAGCCAUUUUUUCCCAAACCACGAAAUUUUGUGCCAACAAAAUUAAAUGAUAUUACCGUACAUGGCUGAUGAUCUCUGUGCAUAUUUAUCAUACCACAAGAUAUAUGCUACAUGGUUGCUAUAUUUGAGUCACAAGCAGUUAGUCUGUCAGUAAUUCCUUUCUGGAGAUGUAUCCCUGAAACUUUUUAAUGAAUUUUCAAAUUCCACUCAACAGCCUGGAGUAUAUCAUGAAAACCUGUAUAUUUUUCAAAAUAUACAACCCUAUUCACUAAGUCAAAGGUCAAGGUUACACUUGAAAGUCAAAGGUCGAGUAGCUUUAUUCCAAAAGGUUUGUCAUUAUACAAAUAAAUCUUUUUCACAACCAUUAUACAAUGAAAAUUCAUGACCCAAGGAUACAGGGUCCAAGGUCACACUUUUAGGUCAAAGGUGAAACAGCUUUAUUUUAUGUUGCUCCAUAUCUUCUUAAACUAGGUUGCUAAGGCAAGGUCACACCUGAAGGUCAGAGUUCCUGUUCUUUUUUUUUCUUUCCCUGUAUCAAAGCAGAUUCUUCGGGUAUAAAUCACCUUCAGUGAUAGCUCAAGGUCUGCAUAAUAUUAUAUUAGAUGAUUUUAAGCCUUGCUAGCCAUCCAGUUUAAGGUUCAUUCAACACAAUAGUUUUAACUUAGGUUAAUAUGAAGGGAUCUCUGUUAUACAAGUAGAGCAUAGGAAAAUAAGUAACCGUUUUUAGGGCAAGUGUAGUGGAAAAUGAAAAAAAAAUCCUUAUAGUCGUAUUUCAUUAAGAAAUAAUUUAUAGCAAAAGAGUGCUUUAACACUAUUAAUGCACGAUGGGCGGUUAUAAGUUGGGUGUAAUAAUUUCACGAGGGCGCAGCCCGAGUGAAAUUAUUUGUACGACGUAUUACCGCCCGAGUGUAUAAAUAGUGUUAAAACACUGUUUUUCUAUAAAUUAUUUCAAUUCUAAUAUGCCUUUAAUCUAAAACAGUAGAUAAAAUAUAGCAGCGCUCUUUCUUGGUCGCAACAAAAACUUUGACGUCACCGCACGUUAACGUGACGUCAUUCUAGCGUCGCGUGUUUUAUCAGAGACAAGCAUAUUAGAAUAUUAGAUACAGCACUUCAUACAAAGUGUGUAAAAAAGGUAGUAGUAUUUUAUUUAUAUUUUUGCAUAAUUAUCUUAGUAUUGUUAAUUUAUUUUGUUAGAAUGCCAGUUUUAAUAAAUACUGUUGAACAGUG